GUCUGUGUCUGUGUAUGUUAUGUUUAAAUUCUUUUUUUCCAGUAUACCUGUGAUGGAAACAGAGAUAAUGAUAUUAUAUGUAGCGAUUCAGCUGUAUAUCAACAUUAUUGCAUUUUCAAUGAAGAAAACGAACAUUUAGGGGGAGUACCCCUAACGCCGGACGGCACCUAGCGCCGGACAUGCCCAAUAUCUAUGCAUGUACAAACGCGAUCGUGGCGCUGCCAUGGCGGAAAGUUAGAGGGAGGUGAGCGAUAGUCGUGCACGCAGUAACACGCCUCAGCCUUGGGCGAUAAACAAGACAGAGCUGUCAAUUGUUGCGUUCAGAAGGAAAAGAGUGUAUCGCGUAAACUUGAGACGAGUAUACUACGAAGUUCCUGUGACUAAAUAUUUAUUCACGUUGUUAUAAAGUGAUUUGAGGACAGAAGAAACACCUUGGAGACAUGGAAAAUAAAAAGAAAAGAGCAUGGGAUCAGGAUAACUUAAAAAUUGCUCUUGAUAAAGUUAUAUCGAAAAAAAUGAGCCUGAGAGAAGCUUCGAAAAAAUAUGAUAUUCCUAAAAGCACUUUACACGAUAAAAUUAGAUGUCUAAAAUCCGGCGAAGAAAUAUCAUUGCAGCCUAAGAUUGGUAGGUUCACUAAAACAUUCCCACCAGAAUAUGAAGAACAAUUAGUGAACCAUGUGAAAGACUUAUCGAAUCGAUGUUUGCCACUGAUGAAAAAAGAAUUUCUAAAGUUGGCAUAUGACUUAGCAGUAGAGCUAAAGCUUCCUCAUCGUUUCAACACUGAAAAAGGAACAGCUGGUAAACAUUUUUACUAUGACUUUAUGGCUAGACAUUCCGAUUUAUCACUAAGAACACCUGAGUCUACGAGUGUGAUGCGAGCUGUAGGUUUUAAUAAGCCACAGGUAGAUUUGUUCUUCUCAAAUCUUGAAAAACUCAUGAAUCGGUAUAAUUUUCCUCCAUCUAACAUAUUAUAUAUAAUUUCCCAAAAAAUACUAAAGUUAUCUGCGUUUCCCCAAAAUUGUUUCGCAGCUGACUUAAAAAGUGGUACUCCAUCAAUAUUAAUUUGUAAAUUAAUUAUUUCAUUGUGGAUGUGUAAUUCUGUAUUAAUGACAUUUAUCAGAUUUUGUUUUAUUCCAAAAUAA
Vollenhovia emeryi is the source of this 1142-nucleotide messenger RNA. RefSeq lists its product as uncharacterized. Bases 441 to 1142 code for a protein of 233 amino acids. The transcript is spliced from 2 exons. The record is from RefSeq and is a predicted model, not a curated record. Lineage: Eukaryota; Metazoa; Arthropoda; Insecta; Hymenoptera; Formicidae. Gene Ontology annotation, molecular function: DNA binding.